This is a messenger RNA of Venustampulla echinocandica, 1659 nucleotides long. RefSeq lists its product as uncharacterized. Lineage: Eukaryota; Fungi; Ascomycota; Leotiomycetes; Helotiales; Pleuroascaceae. The transcript has a single exon. Bases 1 to 1659 code for a protein of 552 amino acids. The record is from RefSeq and is a predicted model, not a curated record.
AUGUCUUUCUCUACCGCUUCUUCUUCCCCAAAUGACAAGAGUGUUGAUUUGCCCAGACACGGCUACGAGGACCUAGACAGCGAAUUCUUUGACCAAUUUCUCACAUUCAGCCCGGGCAAUUGCGCAGGCCAGGACUUUACUGGUUCAUCAAACCAGCAAAUUACGGAAGGCUUCAGUAGCAACAGCGACAUAAUUGAUACACCUGCUAGCAUCGACAACAAUGCUGCAAUCUACUCGAACGAUCACCAGUCUCAGUUGCGCAACCCAUGGGCAGCGGAGCCUCCCGCAGCCUCGUCCCAAUAUAACCGGGCACCAACGAAUGGCUUCUACAGCGAGACCUCUGGAAGAGCCGCAGUAUCUGACAGCGAGCUACUCACGCUUGAGGGGAUCAGCUUAUAUUCCCCUCAAAUCCCGGCAUUCUCACAGUCGUCUUUGCCUACGACUCCAUUGCCAUCUAUCGCAGCCGGAAGCCGACGGAAGGCCCGUCUAGUAGAAUCAAUCUCGAAAACCUUUAAGAAGGCCACGGGAAACCUCCAAAGCUCUUACCGGACUCCUAUAAGGAAAACCAGCUCCUUGCCUAAGAUGGCACGCCAUUCAAACCACAGCCAAAACAAUUUCGACCACUGGGAAGACAAGCUCCCAGCGGAUGCACCGAAAUUCAAAUUCGAGUUUGAGGAAAACCCCACAAGCCUCUCCUUCGAGAUCUCGGCUGCAACAGCUUCAAUGGCAGAGGAACAACCAGAUCACUUGACUGAUAAUGAUCUCCCUCGAAACAUUACUACACCGACUACCCAUGAUACCCCCCAGGCUACUCCCGAAUUGUGCGGGGGACAUUCUCGAAAAACAAGCUCUAAUUACUUCCCAAUCACGCCUCAACUCCACAACAGCGCAUCUUUCUGGCCAUCGACGCCAGCACAACCAGACCUCAACACAUUUGAGGGCUCAGCCGUGUAUCCUCCGUCUGAUGUGAAGAUGCCAAUAUGGUGGAAUGAUGCUUCGGCAGCUCCAAUGGCUCAGCCAUUACCAGUUGGCUUCCACACCAACCCUCAGCUAGCAACAAGGAACCUUGUUCACCAGCUCCAGAACGACUUAGAAUACGGCAACAACGAGCGUUCACUAAACUCCAUGAACAUGACAUCAGGACUGAUGAUUCAAAUACCUCAAGCUCCAACCCAGCAACCUCUUAUGAUGGAAAACGUUCCGCGGGUGGCGCAGCAUGGCUCUCAGGACGCCGACACACCUCCGCAACCGCACCACGUCCUCCGCCGGCAAACCGCUCAAAUAUUUUCAAGGCAACCGCAGCAAUCAGCUCCAAGCCAAAUGCACCCGACGCGUUCGAACGACUCUGAGCCAUCCUCUCCUGGCUCAAGUUCGUCCGCUGCCCGACAGCGCAAGUCGCCUAAGACGAGCAGGAAAUCGUGGUCCAGAGCGCAGCAUAGACCUAAAUCCGGAGGUGCCGUUGACUUCGUGAAUUACACGCCCGACGAUAGCAGGAAAAUUCUCACGGGCGUUGCGCCCAGUGGAUCUUCGAAGACUAAGGCCAGGAGGGAUAAGGAGGCGAUGGAUAAAAGGCGGAGGUUGUCGCAGGCUGCCCUUCGAGCUGUCAAGGCUGCGGGCGGUGAUGUAAAUAGCCUUGUUGAGGAGGGGCUUUUUGUAUGA